Molecule: messenger RNA, 1082 nt
Organism: Sitophilus oryzae (rice weevil)
Lineage: Eukaryota; Metazoa; Arthropoda; Insecta; Coleoptera; Curculionidae
Product: protein CREG1-like
Exons: 6
Coding region: 241-921 (226 amino acids)
Source: RefSeq, a predicted model, not a curated record
UGGUAGAUAUAAGAUAUUUGUCGUUAAUGUGAUUUAACCAAAUAUAGCACUUAUAUGACCCCUGGCGCGUCACGGAAUAAUCAACUAUUUUAAAGUCAGCGUCUCACAGCACUGUUUUCUCUAAGCACCGUUCAGUUUUUCUCAGUAACUGAUUCAGUCCGUUUAAAUCCAAGUUAGAGCUUAUCAACAAAGGAUUUAAAAAUAAUCACAUUGUUGACUAAUAUAAGCGUUCAAAACAAAAUGAAUAGCGAUAUUUUCUUGAUAAAAUUAACACUUCUAUCGUGUUUCUUGUUAAUUUCUGGAAAUGCUAUAGAUAAAAUAAAUAGUUUAGACCCACCACCACAUGGAGAAAUAGCCUUAAUGGCUAGAUACAUUGUUCAUAACACUGGUUGGGUAUCUGUAGCUACGAUCUCUACACAAAAAUCUAUCUUAGGAUAUCCAUUUGUAAGUUUAAAAUCAUUCUGCGAUGGACCUGUUGACAACUCUACAGGAAUUCCGUAUUUUUAUAUGACCAGCAUGGAUGUAUCUGGUAAAGAUUUAGAUAAAAAUAAUAGUGUUACAAUUAUGGCAUCCUUGGCUGAAGUAGAUUUUUGCUCAGAAAAAGCGUAUGAUCCUCAGGAUCCUAGAUGCCCCAAAGUUAUCAUUACCGGAAAGUUUGUAAAGUUACCAGAAUCAGGUUCAGAGUAUGCAUUUGCUAAAGAAUCUUUGUUCGAAAGACAUCCUGAGAUGCGUUUAUGGCCUCUAGAUCAUGACUUCUACGUGGCCAAAAUCGACAUGGAUCAAAUCUGCGUGCUGGACUUCUUCGGCGGCAUCAAAUACGUCAGCCUGAGCGAUUAUUUCAACCCGAACUAUACUGGCGCCAUCAAUUACGAUUCGCACUUGCGAAGGGUAUCAGUGGAACACAUUAGCGGCGACAUGUGAUGACAGGCGACCUCUAGCGAUAACGUGCGGACGUCCGAAACCAUUGUGGCGCGUGAAAUGUUAGAACGGGCCCAUUCUGGUGUAAUUGCGUAAGGAUAUCGCUUAAUUGUGUUGGACACUGUAAAUUUACGCACGAAAUAUAUUUAAUACUUAAUAUCAUA